GCCUCUAAAUUAAAUGUAUUAUUAUUAUUAUUAUUACCAUUCCGUCUUUCAUCAGAGUUGAGGAGACGCUGUCACAGAGAACCUGUCAGUGUGGACCCUACAUGUUGUAACCGUGUUUUCAUUUGUCUCCCCAAGAGAUAACUCUUUGUUCUGUGUGUACGUUUCAGCUAUGUCUGGCGAUGGAUCCAGUGGACAGGUGGAGCUGCUCCAAGAUGCUUGGACACCCCUACUUCACGGCUGAUCAUUUCCACGAGAGCUUCAGCAAGGAGCUCAAGGAGAUGGUCGACCAGGAUCAGUCCGCUGCCCUCAUGGUCGAUCCGGAUCAGUCCGCUGCCCUCAUGGUCGAUCAGGAUCAGUCCGCUGCCCUCAUGGUCGACCCGGAUCAGUCCGCUGCCCUCAUGGUCGAUCCGGAUCAGUCUGACGCCCUCAUGGUCGAUCCGGAUCAGUCCGCUGCCCUCAUGGUCGAUCCGGAUCAGUCCGCUGCCCUCAUGGUCGACCAGGAUCAGUCCGCUGCCCUCAUGGUCGAUCCGGAUCAGUCCGCUGCCCUCAUGGUCGAUCCGGAUCAUCCUCAGAACCCAGGGUCUCUACCGGACCUGUCCUCAGCUACCCAACAGCCACCAUCAGGAAUGCCAGUGGAGGAAGAGCGCUGCAGUCCUGAUGUGAAGAACGCCUGGGAUGGCGAUGACGAGGACACGGGGAUGGGCGGAUGCUUCCCUUGGACUCGGCGGAAGGACAAGAAGGAGAAACCCAAGGGGAAGGGGAUAAGAAACAUUCUCAGAAGCGCCGUCGGAGCAUUCCGGCGCCAGUUCCUCUCCAGAGUCGCCCCGAUGGUGUAG
Gadus morhua (Atlantic cod) is the source of this 836-nucleotide messenger RNA. RefSeq lists its product as uncharacterized. Bases 180 to 836 code for a protein of 218 amino acids. NCBI's taxonomy places the organism in Eukaryota, Metazoa, Chordata, Actinopteri, Gadiformes, Gadidae. The record is from RefSeq and is a predicted model, not a curated record. The transcript has 4 exons.